Molecule: messenger RNA, 810 nt
Organism: Rhea pennata
Lineage: Eukaryota; Metazoa; Chordata; Aves; Rheiformes; Rheidae
Gene: MAJIN
Product: membrane anchored junction protein
Exons: 10
Coding region: 1-810 (269 amino acids)
Biological process (GO): homologous chromosome pairing at meiosis; meiotic attachment of telomere to nuclear envelope
Cellular component (GO): nuclear inner membrane
Molecular function (GO): DNA binding
Source: RefSeq, a predicted model, not a curated record
AUGCCAUUAAAACCAUUUACAUAUCCACUCCCUGAAACAAGGUUUCUUCAUGCGGGCAGACUUGUGUAUAAGUUUAAAAUCCGAUAUGGUAACUUCCACAGUGCUGAUGAUCUAGAUAAUACUGAAAGUACUGUCAAGGAGUUAGAGGAAGCAAUUCGAGUAAUCCUUGGAAAUCUUGAUGAUUUACAUCCAUUUUCUACAGAACACUUUACAAUCUUUCCUUAUUUAAGUAAAUGGGAGAGAGUAUCAAAAAUGAGAUUCAAACAUGGGGAUGUACAUCUUCUGCCUUAUCCCUACAUUUGCACUAUGUAUCUAGAACUCAAUUCAUUUCAGCAAAACAUAUCUUUUGGUAAAGAAGUACACAAGGGAAGUUGCAAGCUUGUCAAGAAAAGAAAUGAAAUGUCAAGAAGCACUGAGAUAGAAGGAACAGUGAAGAGGAGAAGAGUGGAAGAUGAAGCAGAGACUCCAUACCCAGAAUCAGAUAUGGACCGAUCAGGAGCUGAGUGUAUAAACAGCAUAAGUAAAGCAAAGCAUGGAUUUGAAAUGAAUUACUCCAAAGAAAUUCAGUGUGAGUAUAAUCCAGCAUCCCUUAUCAUGAGCUGUAACCCUAGGAAUGUGUGGGGACCUGUGGAAUUUAACACUGAAAAAAAUACAGAGACCAGCCAGGCUGAAGGGGAAAUGCAGCUACCACAGCAAAUGGACCAAAUCAGUAACAAAGGAAAUACAGAGUUAAAAGGAAGAGGUUUUGCAGAGUUCUGGAGAAGCAUAUUCUUUCUUCCAUUACAGCAUCUUUUUGGUGGAAAUAACUGA